Messenger RNA from Spirometra erinaceieuropaei, 345 nucleotides. The record is from the annotation of a GenBank genome assembly. NCBI's taxonomy places the organism in Eukaryota, Metazoa, Platyhelminthes, Cestoda, Diphyllobothriidea, Diphyllobothriidae.
AUGCGCAUCCACGAGAGCGGAAUCGACCACAAUUCCGACACACCAACCACGCCCAUCAUGCCCAGCACCACCCUCGCACCGUCCAUCUGCGCCACCACCAACGCCUCCUCUGUAGCUGAUUCCGACACCGCCGACUUCACGUGCCCACACUGUCCACGCACACUCACCUCACGCAUCGGCCUGGUCGGUCACUUGCGAAUCCAUCGCACAGAGACCGGAGAACCAGUGCCUGGAGCACCAACCUACACCCACCAAGCUCGUCUCAACUGUUCACACUGUCCUCGCACUUUCAGGCACCGCAUGGGCCUAUUCGGCCACAUGCGCAUCCACGACGACCUGCGGUAG